Molecule: messenger RNA, 4974 nt
Organism: Mercenaria mercenaria
Lineage: Eukaryota; Metazoa; Mollusca; Bivalvia; Venerida; Veneridae
Exons: 3
Coding region: 176-2752 (858 amino acids)
Source: RefSeq, a predicted model, not a curated record
GUUAUUUGGAGCUUGUCUCCAAAUAGAUGUCUUUAUCUGGAGAUGUUAUGGGAGCUAACUCCUCCGGUCUUGUUGGUUGGCAUGCACGCGGUUUAUAACUACGUCAUCAAGCCUGCGUCAUCAAGAAGAAACGCGCAGAGCUCCUCCUUUUUGUCUGGGAAGCCGAACAAACAGCAUGCCAAGACAACGAAGGCAACGUAUUACAACUGUGACUGGCAGACCCAGGCGUAAUGCACGGCGACAAGAAGUAGCCACAGAGUUACAGAGGUUAGCGUCAGCUACUCCACAGUCCGCUGAGCAGUGCCUUAAUUCAGACCCAGCUUCUUCGGUGGGAACACCUCAAACUGCGCAUACUGUUACAGCUACCAAUUUACAAUCGGGGACUUGUAGUUCUCGUGAAUGCAGCGAUCAGCUACAAGGCAGCUCUGAUUCUAUAGUCAAUCCCACGCAACAUGGUUACUCAAACAUCGGAAACUCUUACACUCCCGAGACUGUCAUAUCAGUACCUAGUGACACCUUCCAGUAUGCAACGUCGACACAAUUGCCUAGUAACCAAAUGGCAUGUUCUCAGAAUUUCAAUUGUCAUGGAAACGCACCAUCUGCCGGAUAUGUUAAUACUAUCUCACAACAAACUAAUCCGGGCAAUUACACUUCCGGUCAAUAUAUAUCGUCGGAACAUUUGAUGAGUACCCAACCAGGAACAGUACCCUAUGCGACAUGGGCACAGUUGCCUAGUAAUCCAGUGACAGGUUCUCAAAGUUUCGGUUGCCAUGGAAACGCAUCAUUUGUCGGAUAUGCUAAUACGAACACGCAACAAACUAACUCGGACAUUAACACUUUUGGUCAAUAUGUAUCAUCGGACCAUUUGACAAGUAGAUCUAUCCAACCAGGGACAGCAUCUGGCAUGGAUCACAAUGUAAACACUAUUUCAGAUGCAAGUGUUACAUCAGCUGUGAAUGUCCAACAACCAGUGUACCCCUACUCUAGCAACUCUGGGCCCGUUAUGCAACCCACUAGCAAUGUUCCCGCACAUAGUACCCAGCAAUACAUGGCUCAACCACUGUCGGAGGCUAAUUCACAUAUGUCAGACCAAGAUUCCCAAGGCCCGUUUACAGACAAGUUUCUAAUGGCUCAUCUAUGGGACCUAGGCCAUACACCGAUAGAUCCGGUGCGCUUAGACAUGUGGCUCCACGACUACGACCAUAAUGAAAGAAAUUAUUUAUUAUCCGGUUUCAGAGAGGGGUUUCGAAUCGAAUAUCAUGGUCCGCGUUACGCACUUCAUUCAAAAAAUUUAAAGUCUGCAGUAUUAAACCAAGAUUUAGUUCUUUCAAAAUUAUAUAAAGAGGUGGAGCUUGGUAGAAUACUUGGGCCAUUUAAGACGGAACCAUUCUCGAACCUUCGCACCAACCCUGUCGGACUGGUGCCAAAAAGCACUGGCGAUAUGCGAUUAAUAACACACCUAUCAUACCCAUACGGGAAUAGCGUUAAUGAUUUUAUAGACCCGGAAUUGUCUUCUGUUCAAUAUUCAAAGUUUGACAAUGUUAUUGAUAUAAUACAAAGGCUAGGACAGGGUACGUUAAUGGGGAAACGGGAUGUUAAAUCUGCAUUUAAUUUAAUACCUGUUCAUCCAGAGGAUUUUAAUAUUCUUGGAAUUAAAUGCGAUAACAAAUUUUGGAUUCAAAAAAUGCUUCCGCAAGGUUGUUCUAUUAGUCCGGCUAUUUUUGAACGUUUCGCAACUUCAUUACAAUAUGUUGUAGCAACGUUCGCUAAUUCAAAAAAUCUAGAUCAUUAUUUGGAUGAUUUUUUCUUUGCCGGUAAAGCUGGUACAAAUGAUUGCUCUGAUCUUUUAUCAUCUUUUGAAUAUAUUUGCAAUGAUAUUCAAGUUCCAAUAAAUGCCGAAAAAUCGGAAGGUCCCGUCACUACAUUAGUUUACCUUGGUUUAGAAAUAGAUACCAUCUGUAUGGAAAUCCGGGUACCCAGCGAUAAAAUUGAAAAGGCAAAAACACAGAUUUUAGAAGCUAUUACGAAAAAGAAAAUAACUUUAAAAGCACUGCAGUCCAUACUUGGAAGCCUUAAUUUUUUCUCGAAAGCCAUUCCUACUGGCAGAACUUUCAGCUGUAGAUUGUAUCAAGCGCAAGUCCAAGCCAAAUUACCUCAUCACUAUGUCCGUCUUAAUAAGGACACGAAAGAAGACUUAAACAUGUGGUUAACCUUUUUAAACUCAUUUAAUGGAACUACCAUUAUGUCAGAACAGGAAUGGCUUUCAGAUAACCACAUAAAUCUGUACACCGACGCCGCCGGAAACAAAUCGUUAGCAUGUGGUGCUUACUUGAACGGAGAAUGGUUAGUUUAUAAAUGGCCUGGUCACUGGAAUGAGGCUGUGUUUAGGGACAUCACACUUUUAGAAUUAGUCCCGAUCCUUUUGGCCUUUUUAAUGUGGGAUAAACAAUUAAAAGGAAAGAAGCUAAUGCUACAUUGUGAUAACAUGAGUCUCGUUCAUAUUAUUAACAAAAAGACAUCCCGUAACCAACGGGUGUUAGACUUGUUAAGAAAACUAGUUUUAGUUCUUUUAGAAAACAAUAUACAAGUUAAGGCUGUUCACAUCACGUCAAGAGCAAACGAACUUUGCGAUGCUAUAAGCCGUCUACAAUUUAACAGAAUUAAAACUUUAUUACCAGCCUUCGCUAGCGAAACCCCUCUCAUGAUUCCCUCUGAAUUUCAGGAGUUUAUCAGCACGAAAUUAGCAGAUUGAUUAAAGGAUCUAUCUCAGAAAAUACACAUAAAUGUUACAGAGCUGGAACUGACGCGUUCGAAAACUUUAGGCAACGAAUGCAUUACAGCAAGCACUGGCCUCCAAGCGUCCAACAAUUGGCAGAAUAUAUAGCUUAUAUGUCGCGGAAUGGGUAUUCAUACAGGUCUGUUGGUUGUCACGUGGCUGCAGUUGCAUUCACAUGUAAAAUCAAUAAUUUAGUAGAUACUACACAGAAUUUCUUUAUUCGGAAAAUGAUUGAAGGCAUGAAGCGUUUACAAUGUUGACGCGACAUAAGACAACCAAUCACCAUAGAUAUGUUAACUAACAUCACAAAAAAAUUGUGUCUUAUUUGUAGCUCCGAGUACGAAGCACUUCUCUUCAAGACGGCAUUUUUACUGGCAUUCUUUGGUUUAUUGAGGGUCAGUGAAAUAAAUUUUCCGAAACAAAAUAUUAUCAUAUUUCAAAAUUAUAUUCAGGUGCAUCUUGCCACGUCAAAAACUGAUCAGUUAGGCAAAGGCGCUACGAUAAAGAUUAAUUUGCAAUCGAGCGAUUGUAUUUUGCUAAGGGAAAGCGUUACACAAUUUUAUUCAGCCAGACCAAACGUAGAUGGACAAUUUCUAUGUCAUUUAAACGGUGCGCCAUUGACUCAGUAUCAGUUUAGACAAAUGCUUCGUAAGUCUCUAACAUUUUUGGGAUAUCCGCUUAAGUCCUUUCAAACGCACUCAUUUCGUAUAGGGGGAGCUUCAUAUUUGUAUGUUAAGGGUGUCCCUGAGCAAACAAUCAGGACUUACGGACGUUGGAGGUCAGUCGCUUACAAGAGAUACAUUAGAUUAUAAGUUUAUAACAUUUUCAGAUAUCACUACAGUAUGGAUAGUUGGGUCUUCGAUUAUCCGAGAUGCCUUCUACCAUACGCAAGACAAGAAUCUUCAAUUACCCAAUGUCAGUAUAUACUGGGAUUAUCAGCCGGGCAUGAGAAUUCAUCAUUUAGUAGAAAAAAUUCAGAAUUUGCUCACUAGGUAUGUGCCUCUUGAUUAUAUAGUGAUACACUGUGGCGGAAACGAUAUUGGCCAGAGCCCAUUAAACAGCACCGAGCUACUAGCUAUAGAUGCCGUACAAAAUAUACAGUCAUUAACAAAUGCAAGAAUUAUUUGGUCACAAAUUCUUCCGCGAUUGGUGUAUAGGAAUGAGGUAAAUCACACAAAAUUAAACAAAGCCCGAAGACGUUUCAAUACUGUAAUGGCAGGAGUGUGUCGCCAAAUUGGAGGGGCUUACACAAGACAUCCUCAAAUAUCAGAAAGAAAUUAUUUAUUUAGGGAUUAUGUUCAUCUCUCUGCUAUAGCGAAUGAUAUAUUUUUAAGUAAUUUGAAGCACGGUUUAAAUGCAAUCAUAUAUUAUAAUUAUGCUUGCUUCCCGGACGAAAGAUAUUAAAGAUUAUUGUUUGUAAUUAUAUUGGGCUUGGUAUUGGAAUGUUAUAACCUGAUGCAUACUAAAGUAAUUGAAUUUGAAAAUAUGCUUAAUACACAGUGUUAAACUAGAACAAUUGAUCUGUCCGAUAUCCGGAGGAAACAGUAUUUGUUUUUUAGCGUCUGCAAAUCCAGCGUAAUGACUUUUCUGACAUCCAGAGUUUAUCUCUAGUUCGUUAUACGCUUGCCUUAAGUUCAAGCGAAAUAAUCUUUCCGAAUUCCGGAGGCAAUUUAUAUAUGUUGAAGAUGAGCCAUUUUGCCCGUAUGGGUCGGCCAUCUUAGCGAAAGUCGGUGACCGACAUCCGGCACCACCUACCGAUAUCCGGAGGCUGAGUUUUUCGACAUCCGGAAACUCUUAACCUACCGACAUCCGGAGGUUAACUUUAUUACAAGAAAAUCAUGUUCAAGUUUUUCAGGGGGGCCCCAUUGGUUUAUCGGGAGACCACUUAUAAUAAAAAUUCUUCAAAUUUGAAAGUGUCUUAUUGAAUGCAUUGUUUGCGGGGUUUGAUAAAAUAGCCCUAGUCCUUGGCAGGGCUCGGGUUUAACCCGAGCUAUGGCAUUCUAGUGCUUAUUUUAUCAAAUAUUCUCACAUCUUACAUGGAAAUAUCAUUAUUUGUAGAUACAUGAUUUAGUAAUAAUGCUUAAUUUUAUAUACUUGUGCUAUUUGGUUAAUUUGCAAAUAUCUAGUAUUGACAUGCUAGUUUUAAUGAGAGUCAGUCAUAGCCAACCAACUGCCAAACUUUACAUGAUCAUUUCAAA